AUGGCCGCAAGACGAGUCUCGAGUCGAACCCUCCAGACCUUGACCAGACGACCAAUUGCAGCUGCCUCCUGCAAAGCCACGAGAAUGGCACCUUCACAUAACAUCCAUGCGACGGCCGUACGAAGACUCCACGCCACGACCUCCCACCUCAACCAAGCCCUCGCGACCUCCGCAUCUUCCUACCCGACCUCCCACGACCAGAUCCAGAAGCCCGCCGACACACCCGCAUUCGUGGACAACAAGUUCGUCGCUUCGCAGGCAGAGCAAUGGAUCGAUCUCUACGAUCCCGCGACCAACAACCUCGUCACUCGUGUUCCGCAGCAGACCGAUGCGGAGAUGACGGCUGCGGUCGAUAGCGCCCAGAAGGCUUUUCCGGCGUGGAAAGCUACGAGUCUGUUGCAUAGACAGCAGUUGAUGUUCAAGUAUGUCGCUCUGAUCCGGGAGAAUUGGGAUCGGUUGGCUGCGAGCAUUACAUUGGAGCAGGGCAAGACUUUCGCGGAUGCGAGGGGCGAUGUGCUACGUGGACUUCAGGUCGCGGAGACGGCCUGUGGGAUUACUACGCAGAUGCAGGGUGAGGUGUUGGAGGUUGCUAAGGAUAUGGAGACGAGAUCUUAUCGCGAGCCGCUUGGUGUGGUGGCCGCGAUAUGUCCUUUCAACUUCCCCGCUAUGAUUCCUUUGUGGACCAUCCCUAUCGCAACGAUUACGGGGAAUACCUGUAUCAUCAAGCCUUCGGAGCGGGAUCCAGGCGCUACGAUGAUCCUGGCGGAGUUGGCGGAGAAGGCUGGGUUUCCACCGGGUGUGGUGAAUAUCAUUCAUGGUUCUGCUAAGACUGUGGACUUCAUCCUCGAUGAGCCGAGGAUCAAGGCGAUUUCGUUCGUCGGAAGCAAUAAGGCGGGAGAGUAUAUCUACCAGCGUGCUUCGGCCAAUGGUAAGCGUGUCCAGGCCAAUUUGGGAGCGAAGAACCAUGCUGCUGUGCUUCCGGAUUGCAAUAAGAAUCAUGCUCUCAAUGCUAUUGCUGGUGCUGCUUUCGGCGCUGCUGGGCAGAGGUGUAUGGCGUUGAGUACUUUGGUUCUUGUUGGCGAGACGAAGGACUGGGCGCCGGAGAUUGCGGAGAGGGCGAAGGGUCUGAAGAUGAAUGGUGGGUUUGAGGAGGGCACGGAUCUGGGUCCUGUUAUCUCACCGCAGGCGAAGGAGAGGAUUGUCAGUCUUAUUGACUCGGCGGAGAAGGAGGGCGCGACGAUCGUAUUGGAUGGCAGGAAUCAGAAGCCGGAGAAGUAUCCUGAUGGCAAUUGGGUCGGCCCAACAAUCAUCGCCAACGUAACAAAAGACAUGACCUGCUACCGCGAAGAAAUCUUCGGUCCCGUCCUCGUCUGCCUCAACGUCGACACCUUCGAGGAAGCCGUCGACUUGAUAAACAGCAACGAAUACGGCAACGGCGUCGCCGUCUUCACCUCCUCCGGCGCCACCGCCCAACGCUUCCAGAAGGAGAUCGAGGCCGGUCAAGUUGGCAUCAAUGUCCCUAUCCCAGUACCAUUGCCUAUGUUUUCUUUCACGGGCAAUAAGAAGUCCGUGGCCGGGGGUGGGGCGAACACGUUUUAUGGGAAGCCGGGUAUGAUGUUUUAUACGCAGCAGAAGACUGUUACGAGUUUUUGGGCGGCGGCGGAUGCUACUAGUACGAGGGCGGGGACGAAUAUGCCUACGCAAUCGUAG
Messenger RNA from Recurvomyces mirabilis, 1710 nucleotides. RefSeq names its product aldehyde dehydrogenase (NADP(+)) ald6 (gene ALD6). Gene Ontology annotation, molecular function: malonate-semialdehyde dehydrogenase (acetylating, [NAD(P)+]) activity; methylmalonate-semialdehyde dehydrogenase (acylating, NAD+) activity. NCBI's taxonomy places the organism in Eukaryota, Fungi, Ascomycota, Dothideomycetes, Mycosphaerellales, Teratosphaeriaceae. The coding region runs from base 1 to 1710 and encodes 569 amino acids. The record is from RefSeq and is a predicted model, not a curated record. Gene Ontology annotation, cellular component: mitochondrion. The transcript is spliced from 2 exons. Gene Ontology annotation, biological process: L-valine catabolic process; thymine catabolic process.